CCUUCAAUUUAUAGGCCCACAAAAUACAGUACGGCAUGACUAAUUAAAAACAAAUCCCUGCAACAAAAAAAAAACAACCCUCCGACUCAAUUCCUCCUACGUUCUUCACCAACCGAACCAAACACAACCCUCUCCGAACGACUCUCCUACAUGGCUCUGCCUCUGCUAAAUCGUGAACCGCCGUCCCAAAUCGUUAUACAGCCACGGCACCACGAAAACUACGUCGUUUUACCUAAUUACUUCUCUCUAUGCAAUGACAUCAUCACCCGCCGCCGUAUCAAGUUCACCGUUAUUGCAAUCCUCUUCUUUGCUCUCGUUUACUUCUCUUGGCCGUCGGAUCCGGACACCAAGAUCGUACGGAUGCAUUUGGAGCGGAUCAGAGUCCAUACCUGGCCCGUUCCCAACAUCGACAUAACGUUGAACCUUACCUUGAAAGUACACAAUGUGGACGUGUACUCCCUGGACUAUCGAAGCCUUGACGUGGCGGUUGGGUACAGAGGGAAGAGGCUGGGGCAUGUGAGGUCGGACGGAGGGCACGUGAGGUCUAUGGCGUCGUCAUUCGUGGAUGCUGAGCUGGCGUUAGUUGGAGUUCGAGUGUUCUCUGACGUGGUGUUCUUGCUUGAAGACUUGGCUAGAGGGACUGUUCAAUUUGACACUGUUACGGAGGUUAAAGGGCAGCUUGGGGUGCUCUUCUUCGGGUUUCCACUUAACGCAAAUGUAUCAUGUCAAGUAUUAGUAAAUACAAUCAAUCAGACAAUUGUUAGCCAAAAUUGUCAAGCAAUGGUGAGAAAACACUAGUCAUUAAUUAAUUGCAUUGCUUACAAGUUCCUUGCAAGCAAUGAAGGUGCAAUAGGAGCUUCAAUGUUGGUUUUGGUACGUUCAGAAUGAUAUGUGCAAGGCAAGUUAGAAACAAGAGCCUUAUAUGGUCACAGCUCAAUCAUGUUUGUUAAAUGUAUAUAUAUAAUUAAUUAUGUGGUGUAUUUUUAACAAG
Messenger RNA from Tripterygium wilfordii, 991 nucleotides. RefSeq lists its product as uncharacterized. The record is from RefSeq and is a predicted model, not a curated record. NCBI's taxonomy places the organism in Eukaryota, Viridiplantae, Streptophyta, Magnoliopsida, Celastrales, Celastraceae. Bases 151 to 798 code for a protein of 215 amino acids. The transcript is spliced from 2 exons. Gene Ontology annotation, cellular component: plasma membrane.